Messenger RNA from Gloeophyllum trabeum ATCC 11539, 1005 nucleotides. RefSeq names its product Zn-dependent oxidoreductase. The record is from RefSeq and is a predicted model, not a curated record. Gene Ontology annotation, molecular function: oxidoreductase activity. Bases 1 to 1005 code for a protein of 334 amino acids. The transcript is spliced from 4 exons. Lineage: Eukaryota; Fungi; Basidiomycota; Agaricomycetes; Gloeophyllales; Gloeophyllaceae.
AUGCGCGCAGUCGUCUGUCCCCGCGCCUCGAUCCCGCCGUCCGGGCUUGUUUAUACGACGACGCACCCGAAGCCAUUGCCGAAGCCAGGGCACGUCCUCAUCCGCGUCAAGGCUUUCGGACUCAACCGCUCGGAGCUCUUCACCCGGCAGGGACAUUCCCCUGGUAUCCAGUUCCCCCGGGUCCUUGGCAUCGAAUGCGUCGGGACGGUGCAGGACGCGGGAGGAGGAAGUUGGAAGGAGGGCGAUGUCGUCGCCGCAGUCAUGGGUGGGAUGGGACGGCAGUUUGACGGUGGGUAUGCGGAGUAUGCGCUCAUCCCUGCGAAGCAGGUGUCUCAACCUGUCAAGCUUCCGGAGGGAAUGGGCUGGGCUGAGUUUGGUGCCAUCCCAGAGACUUUCUUUACAGCCUGGGCGGCCUUAUCAGAGUCCCUCAAACUCACAUCCAAAGACACGCUCCUCAUUCGCGGUGGUACUUCAAGUGUCGGCGUAGCCGCUGCCACUCUGGCCAAGUCCUCUCUUUUCUCCUGCCCCAAGGUUAUAUCAACCACCCGCUCGCCUGGUAAGGUGGACAAACUCAGAACAUACGGAGCCGACCGUGUCAUAAUCGAGGACGAGUCUGCGUCGGUCGCGGAGAAGGUGAAAGAGCUGACGGGCGGAAAGGGGGCGGACAAGUGCAUAGAGCUGGUCGGCCCGCCGACACUUGAUGACUCGUGCAACGCGCUUGCGGAUAACGGCGUUGUGAGUGUUGUGGGGGUUUUGGGAGGCGUGUGGACGUGCAAGGAGUUCGACCCGAUGGGUACCCUCGCCCCGAGGAAGCACUUGACGAUGUAUAGUUCGCACUAUUUGGACGUAUCCAAGGCACCUCUGCAAUGGAUUAUGGAUGCCGUUGCACGGGGAGAGGUUCACCUUGGGCUCGACAAGGUGUUCAAGAUAGAAGAGGCAGGUGCUGCUCAUGAGUAUAUGGAGGCGAAUAAAGCAAGUGGCAAGGUCGUCUGUUUGGUCGACUGA